Molecule: messenger RNA, 321 nt
Organism: Aspergillus candidus
Lineage: Eukaryota; Fungi; Ascomycota; Eurotiomycetes; Eurotiales; Aspergillaceae
Product: vacuolar ATPase assembly integral membrane protein VMA21
Exons: 3
Coding region: 1-321 (106 amino acids)
Biological process (GO): vacuolar proton-transporting V-type ATPase complex assembly
Cellular component (GO): endoplasmic reticulum membrane
Source: RefSeq, a predicted model, not a curated record
AUGGCCACCCGUCGUCCACAGAGUCAGUCCCCCAUGGACCCCUCAACAUCAAUCGAGACCAAGCCUUCUGCCUCCGAUGUAUCACCCGUGGUUCCCAAACAUGUCAUCUAUAAACUCCUCGGCUUCACCGCCGCUAUGAUCACCACUCCCAUCGGCAUGUACUUUGUCACCGUGGACUUUGGCGGAUCCGCCACUGUCGGGGGCAUCACGGCGGCCAUCACGGCCAAUGUCAUCCUGUUCACUUAUAUCUGGGUGGCUUGGCAGGAUGACAAGGAGGAGAGGGAGGCGUCCGCGGGGAAGAACGAGAAGAAGGCGCAGUAG